Messenger RNA from Angiostrongylus costaricensis, 1920 nucleotides. The record is from the annotation of a GenBank genome assembly. NCBI's taxonomy places the organism in Eukaryota, Metazoa, Nematoda, Chromadorea, Rhabditida, Metastrongylidae.
AUGUAUAUACCAUAUCGUUCAUUGUUUGCCUUACACUUGUUGACGUUUAUCAUAACCUGUGGCUCGCGUUCGUUCGGUUUUAUCGACUUUGCCGAUGUGAAGACGGCCAUCAAGUGGAUGGACGAGAACCAGGGUUGGCUAACAUUAUCGGAUGGUCGUCGAGUGCAGGUGGAAUAUGCGAAAAGCGAUCCAGCAAGUUGUGGGCGUCGUACCGAUCAUGAUUGGACGUGUGCUAACUGCUCAGUUCAAAAUUUUUUCAAGCGUGAUGUUUGCUUUAAAUGUGAUACCGAAAAAGGAGCAUCAAUGAAGCUUGAGAGGCAGGGUCUUCAUAUGGUCGGUGUGGUGCCAUGCGACACGCUUCUUUUACGAGCACUACCAGAAGGAUGUACGACAGCCACUUUGUUCGAGGGCUUAAGCCAGUACACAGCACUCACGUCUAUUGUUCAACUCCAAAUAUCGGAUUCUAAGCAGUACGCAUAUAUUCAGAUGAAGAGCAGUGACGAGGCAACACUGUUAUUGAACUCGUCGUAUAAGGCUCCAAUCAAGAUAGGAGGGAAAGAUGUGGUAAUGACGUUUUGUCGCCAUUCCAUGUCCCAUCUCAUACGACAACAAAUUAGCAUGCUCCAAAGUCGAAAUCCCAUCCCACAGCAGAACCCAGUUGGCUUGAAUCCUAAUGGGCAGCCACAAUCACUACUCGCAUCGGCUCAACAACAGCACGGUUUCAAUGUUCCACCUCUGGGGCAACAAGUAGCCAUGAUGCCAACAAUGAAUAUGCAUCCAUCAAUGGUGCAGCAGCCACCUCCAUUACAGGCGGGAGCUGCAGCAGUACAACAACCACCUUAUGCUGUGGUCGCGACUACACCAGUGAACGGCAUUAUUGGCAUGACUCCAACUCCACGAGGAGUGUUUUCUAAGUAUGUCGUACCAAACCCUGCAACCUUCUGCUUUGAUCAAACUUCGGGGUACUAUUUGGACCCAGAAACGAAAUUCUAUUAUGAUCCAAAGACGGGUUACUAUUUCAACAAUGACACGAGAAAAUGGUGCACGUGGGAUGCUACAUACUCUACCUAUUUCCCGAUUGAGGACUCAACGAAGAGCGCAAACGAUAUCGCCAAGGAAAUGUUGAAAUGGGCCAAGAAGCAAGAAAAAGCAACUAAAGUACAGUUAUCGCUGAAGCCACUAGUGAAACCAUUGGAGACAAAGAGUGCCUUCGACAAUUCUCAGGUAGUAGGUGGAGCUGGCGCUAAUGUUGCUCAUAAAAUGUUAGAAAAAAGUCAGGUAUGUUUCUUAAAUGCUUCUGCCCCUCCACGCCGCCAUUUACCAACUGCUCAAGAGCAUCGUGAGAUGAUGGAAAGGGCUUUGGUUGAUGAGGGAAAAAAGAUGUGCUUGCUCUGUAAAAGGGCGUUUCCUAGUGUGGACGUACUGCGUAAGCAUGUUGAGAAGAGCGAAUUACAUAAGAAAAAUUUGGAAGACAAGAGUGUUGAAUGGGGCCGUCAAUACCAAACGUUACCGCCUCCCAGUGAGCCUUCUGUAGAGCAGAAAGUCGUCUACAGAGAUAGGGCGAAGGAAAGGCGUCAGGCUUUUGGCUUGGACCCUGGUGGUAGGUUAAGUGUAAUGGUAGAUAUAGACGAUUUUGGUUGCCGUAGUGAAGAGGCCCUGAGAAAGGAAUCGGAAGCAGCAUCUUUACGACCAUUAGGAGACGAUAAUAUUGGGAGUCGAUUGCUGAAAGGAAUGGGAUGGCGAGAAGGUCAAGGUGUUGGUCGAAAUGGGCAAGGAAUUCUUAACCCAAUAGAAACACAAAGGCGGGUUGAGGGAGCUGGUUUGGGUUCGGCUGGAUCUAGGCUACUACAUUGCGCCGAGGCAUCUCAUCAAGAGCGAGUGCGAGCCACGUUUUUCAGUAGAUAUAAGGACAUGAAUUGA